Messenger RNA from Nerophis lumbriciformis (worm pipefish), 4599 nucleotides. The record is from RefSeq and is a predicted model, not a curated record. Lineage: Eukaryota; Metazoa; Chordata; Actinopteri; Syngnathiformes; Syngnathidae.
AUGAAGGCUGUUCGAAACCUGUUGAUUUAUAUAUUUUCCACCUAUCUUCUGGUUAUGUUUGGAUUAACUGGUGCCCAAGAUUACUGGUGUUCCACUCUGGUCAAGGGGGUAAUCUAUGGAUCCUAUUCUGUGACUGAAAUGUUCCCUAAGAACUAUACAAACUGUACAUGGACACUGGAGAACCCAGACCCGACCAAAUACAGCAUCUACCUGAAGCUAUACAAACAAGACCUAAGCUGCUCAGAGUAUUCUCUGCUCUCCUAUCAGUUUGAUCACUACUCUCACGAAAAGAUUAAUGCCUUGCUCAAGGUUAACGAGUCAAUAGUGUACUUGUGUGAUUCCAAGAAUAUUUAUGUAUUUUUGCUCUACGACAAGAAUUUUGUUCAGCUGCGGAGGGUUUUCCCCUCCGAUUCAAAUGGAUUGACGCCACAGAAGCUGGAAGAAGAGGAGAAGUCCAUUGUGGAGUUCUUGGUAUUGAAUAAGGCCAGCCCUAGCCAGUUUGGGUGUCAGGUGCUUUGUACAUGGCUGGAAAACUGCCUGAAAUUAGAGAAGGGCACGGUGGAGACGUGUGGCAUCGUCUACACAAAGUGCACGUGUCCGCAGCAUUUAGGAGACGGAGAAUCCGAGAGCAUGCUUAUGCUCAACAAUGUGGUUUUACCGCUCAACGCCCAAACGGAGGGCUGCUUGUCACCUCAACUGCACGCAGGCCAGGUCUGCAAUCUGAGUGCCGAAGUGAAGCGGCCUCCUAAAGAAGAAUAUGGAAUGAUCGGAGAGCAUACAGUAAAAAGUCAGCGGCCAAGAUCAGUUCAUGACACAAAGGCCCUGCAGGAGCAAGCUGAAUCUGCUAAAUUUAUGGCACAAACUGGUGAAUCAGGUGCAGAGGAGUGGUCCCAGUGGAGCUCUUGCUCUGUAACAUGCGGUCAAGGGUCGCAGGUGCGAACAAGAACAUGUGUCUCACCAUAUGGAACACACUGCAGCGGCCCUUUAAGAGAAUCAAGGGUUUGCAAUAACACUGCCCCUUGUCCAGUGCAUGGUGUAUGGGAGGAAUGGUCACCGUGGAGUCUGUGCUCAUUCACGUGUGGUCGAGGUCACCGCACUCGGACUAGGAUGUGUGCGCCCCCACAGCAUGGAGGCCGCGCCUGCGACGGACCUGAGACACAGACUAAGCUUUGCAACAUAGCCCUUUGCCCAGUGGAUGGACAGUGGCAAGAGUGGAGCUCUUGGAGCGAUUGCUCAGUGACCUGUGCCAACGGCACUCAGCAGAGGACCAGGCAGUGUUCGGCAGCCGCACAUGGGGGAUCAGAGUGUCGCGGUCACUGGGCAGAAAGCAGAGAGUGCCAUAAUCCUGACUGCACAGCUAACGGCCAGUGGAACCCGUGGGGUCCAUGGAGUGGCUGCUCAAAGUCUUGCGACGGUGGAUGGCAGAGGCGAACUCGAGUGUGUCAGGGGGCAGCGACGGCUGGGCAUCAGUGUGACGGCAACAGAGAAGAAGUCCGGAAGUGCAGCGACCAACGGUGCCCAGCACCAUAUGAGAUUUGUCCUGAGGACUAUGCGGUGUCGAUGUUGUGGAGACGAACACCGUCAGGGGAGCUGGCUUUUAAUAGAUGUCCACCCAAUGCAACAGGCACGACCAGUCGACGCUGCUCUUUGGAUCACCGUGGUACGGCCUUCUGGGAGCAGCCGAGCUAUGCACGAUGCAUAACAAAUGAAUUCAGAUACUUGCAGCAAUCAGUUCAGGGCCACCUUGCAAAGGGACAGAGGAUGCUAGCUGGAGAUGGGAUGUCCCAAGUGACCAAAAACCUUCUGGACCUCACCCAGAGGAAGAACUUCUAUGCCGGUGACCUGCUGUCUUCUGUGGAGAUCCUCCGCAAUGUGACUGAAACCUUCAAAAGAGCUAGCUAUGAGCCGUCUUCAGAUGAUGUGCAGAAUUUCUUUCAAAUCAUCAGCAAUCUCUUGGAGGAGGAAAACAAGGAGAAAUGGGAAGAUGCACAGAAGAUCUAUCCCGGAGCAGUGGAGCUCAUGCAGGUCAUAGAGGAAUUCAUCCAUAUCGUUGGAUUGGGAAUGAAGGAUUUCCACAAUGCUUAUUUGAUGACUGGAAACUUGGUGGCAAGCAUCCAGAGACUCCCAGCGGUGUCAGUGAUGACUGACAUUAACUUUCCCAUGAAAGGCCGUAAAGGCAUGGUGGACUGGGCUAGGAACUCUGAAGAUAAGGUGGUCAUCCCAAAAGCCCUCUUUGUCUCCCAAAGUGCAGACAUGGAGGGAUCACCUGUCUUCAUUUUGGGAACAGUUCUUUACAAGACCCUUGGACUCAUGCUACCAUCACCAGAGAACCACACAGUGGUGAACUCCAAGGUCAUUGCUGUCACUGUUAGGCCAGAGCCUAAGGCCAUCCAGUCCCACCUGGAGAUUGAACUGGCUCACCUGGCCAAUGGAACUCUCAACCCUCACUGUGCAUUGUGGGACAACACUAUAAUGAAUGAUUCAUGGGGGUCCUGGUCCACAAAGGCUUGCAGAACUGUGCUGACAGAUGCCUCGCAUACAAAAUGCUUAUGUGAUCGUGUGUCUACCUUCGCCAUUUUGGCUCAGCAACCCAGAGAAAUGACCAUGGAAUACUCAGGGGUCCCAUCUGUGACGCUGAUAGUUGGUUGCGGUCUGUCGUGCCUCGCCUUGAUCACGUUGGCAGUAAUCUACGCCGUGCUAUGGAGAUACAUUCGCUCUGAACGUUCAAUUAUCCUGCUCAACUUCUGCUUAUCUAUCAUCUGCUCUAAUAUUUUGAUCCUUGUGGGACAAACGCAGACACACAACGUGGGCGUCUGCAUUAUGACAACAGCCCUUCUGCACUUCUUCUUCUUGGCAUCAUUUUGCUGGGUUCUCACGGAGGCUUGGCAGUCUUACAUGGCAGUGACAGGAAAGGUUCGGACCAGGCUCAUCCGCAAGCGCUUCCUCUGUCUUGGCUGGGGAUUACCAGCUUUAGUGGUUGCUGUAUCAAUGGGAUUCACCAAAACAAAGGGCUAUGGGACACCCUUAUACUGUUGGCUGUCUUUGGAAGGGGGGCUUCUGUAUGCCUUUGUUGGACCUGCAGCUGCUGUUGUUUUGGUGAACAUGGUGAUCGGCAUUUUGGUGUUUAAUAAGUUAGUGUCCAGAGAUGGCAUACUGGACAAGAAGAUGAAGCAUCGAGCAGGACAGAUGAGUGAGCCACACACAGGAUUGACGCUCAAGUGUGCCAAAUGUGGUGUUGUAUCAACGACUGCUUUGUCAGCAACUACAGCGAGCAAUGCAAUGGCGUCCCUUUGGAGCUCCUGUGUUGUCCUACCUUUGCUGGCCUUAACCUGGAUGUCUGCAGUGCUUGCUAUGACAGACAAGCGCUCCAUCCUCUUUCAAAUCCUCUUCGCAGUAUUUGACUCACUCCAGGGUUUUGUCAUAGUUAUGGUGCACUGUAUCUUACGGAGAGAGGUCCAAGAUGCAUUCAGAUGUCGACUCAGAAACUGUCAAGAUCCAAUCAGUGGCGAUGCAACUGGGGGCUUUCCUAAUGGCCACGCUCAGAUAAUGACGGAUUUCGAGAAGGACGUUGACAUUGCUUGCCGAUCAGCUCUCCACAAGGACAUGAGCUCGUGUCGUGCCGCUACCGUCACAGGCACACUUUCUCGCAUUUCCCUCAAUGACGAGGAGGACGAGAAGGCUCCUGAAGGCCUCAACUACUCAACGUUGCCUGGCAACAUCAUCUCCAAAGUGAUAAUCCAGCAGCCUUCGGCUCUGCACCUGCCGAUGGGAGUGGGCGAGCUAAAAGAGCAGUCGCUCGGCGACAACAACGCCGAGCUGCGGCGCGCCGUUUACCUGUGCACCGAUGACGCCAUGCGCCAAAGUGACCAAAACAUGGGCACCCACGACAUGGAGGGCCACCCGCAACAGAGUCAGAUGAUGGAGACUGACUAUAUCGUUAUGCCCCGUGCCUCAGCAGCGCCGCUUUCGGGGUCAGCUACCCUACCCGCCCACCUAAAGGAGGACAACAAGAUGAACAUCACCAUGGAUACGCUGCCGCACGAGAGGCUGAUGCAUUACAAGAUGAGCCCUGACUUUAACAUCAGCCCAUCAGGCAUGGACCACAUGAAUGUGAACCUCGAGCAGCAGUACCCCAGCGCCCCAGAGCAGAUGCAGAACCUGCCCUUUGAACCCCGCACUGCCGUCAAGAACUUCCUUGCAGAGAUGGAGGAGAGCGCCGGGCUCUCGAGGAGUGAGACGGGCUCCACAAUCUCAAUGAGUUCCUUAGAGAGAAGAAAAUCACGAUAUUCCGAUCUGGACUUUGAGAAAGUCAUGCACACGAGGAAAAGACACAUGGAGCUGUUCCAGGAACUGAAUCAGAAAUUUCAAACCCUGGACCGAUUUCGAGACAUACCAAAUAUGGGAAGCAUGGACAAGGCAAUGCCAAACAAGAAUCCGUGGGAGAGCUACAACCCGGCGUGCGAGUAUCAGAAUUACGCUACUAUGAAUGUACUAGACUCUAGCGGCAAGGACUCACUGGAGAUGACGCCCGCUGAGUGGGAAAAGUGUGUCAACCUCCCCUUGGACGUCCAGGAAGGGGAUUUCCAAACAGAGGUGUGA